Messenger RNA from Xenopus tropicalis (tropical clawed frog), 5760 nucleotides. RefSeq names its product zinc finger and BTB domain containing 10 (gene zbtb10). Gene Ontology annotation, cellular component: nucleus. Bases 386 to 2665 code for a protein of 759 amino acids. Lineage: Eukaryota; Metazoa; Chordata; Amphibia; Anura; Pipidae. The record is from RefSeq and is a predicted model, not a curated record. The transcript has 5 exons.
UAAUAGCCUGUGCAUGGAAGGAGGCCUCCCCCCACCCCCACCUCACCCGCCCCCCUGACUCCCCCUCUCCGGACAGCGCCCCGGUGCAUUGUGGGCGCAGUCCGUUGUUCAUUUGCCAUUCGACCUCAGCGAGGGCCGUGCAGGGGGAGAGAUGCGUCCCUAGGCGCCAUCUGUUUCCUACACGCAAACCGAACGGAGGAACGCGCUUGUAGUACGGACGGAGCUGGGGCUGCCCAGUAGCCGCUCGGUGACCGGAGGGGGCGGUUGUUGUACUUCCCAGAAGCCCCUGCGCGGCGGUGCGGGCAGGCACACUCACAGGCACCCCACACAGGCGGGACGCGUGGUGGCCCCCGGCAGGAGGUGGCAGGUUGGGAAGCCGUAAAACAUGGCGGAGAUGAACCGCAGGACUUUGGCCUUCCGGGGAGGCGGCGGCGGCCUGUCCACAGCGGGGACCCCCGUGAACAAUAACAACAACAAUGGCGUCGGCUCAGGGGUCCUGUCUAUGGAGGAAGCCGCGGCCUGGUCCAUGCGGCAGAUGAACGGAGGGGGGGCCGGCGGGGAGGAAGAAGUAGAAGUGGAGCUAGACGCGGAGGGCCUGCUGGAGGAUGACGAAGAGGAGACCGAGGCCUACCCGGGAGUGGUGCUGGGAAGCCGGCUAGAGCAGCGAGCCGGUACGGGAGGCAGUAAUACGGCUGCGGGGCAGGGGGGCUCGGUAAGCGGGGAAAGCAGUGACGAAGAGGACGACGAAGAAGAGGACGACGACGAGGAGGAAGAAGAGGCAGUGCCAGGCGGCGGGGAGCAGGCCGAGAAGGGGGAGCCGGGAGAGGAGGAAGAAGAAGAAGACUGCGCCAUUCAGGGUGAUGGCACCCGGCGUUUCGGCCUGUUCCCGGCUGCCCGCCCCCAGUCCCUGCUGCCCAGCCUGCACUGCUCCUUCCAGGGCUCCUGGCUGCACGAAUUCGAAUGGCUUCGUUUCUGCCAAGAGACCGGCCUCAUGUCCUGCGCCUGGUGCCACAGGGAGGAGGGAGGGAGCCCCGGGCGCGACGAGCUGUCCAAGGGCACUCGCAACUACAAGCGGGCCGCGCUGCUCCGCCACAGCCUCACCGCCCGGCAUCGCAUCAACGACCCAGCUGCUCAGGAGCCUGACGAGAAGCAGGAAGUGUCCCAGUCGCUUGGUGACUACAGUACUAGGCCAAAUGAGAAUUCCUACUGCUACCAGCUGCUGCAAGAAUUAAAUGACCAGAGGAAGAAAGGGAUUUUUUGUGAUGUCAAUAUAGUGGUAAAUGGCAAAGUUUUCAGAGCUCAUAAGAAUAUCUUGGUUGCAGGCAGCCGCUUUUUUAAAACCCUAUACUGUUUUACAAACAAAGAGAGCCGUGACCAAACCACUGUUACUUAUUUAGACGUUGUUGCUGUUCAUGGCUUUUCAGUCAUCUUGGACUUUAUGUACUCUGGCAAUCUUGUGCUCACUAGCCAAAAUGCCAUUGAAGUGAUGACAGUUGCCAGCUACCUGCAGAUGACUGAAGUUGUUCAGUCCUGCCGUAAUUUCAUCAAAGAUGCCUUGAAUAUCAGUACAAAGUCAGAAGCUCCAGAAGCCGUUGUGGUAAACUAUAACAAAAGGAAAAGUAAAGACGGACUCGCACACAAGGAUUCAAAAGUUGCUAGCUUCUGGGCAACCCACAAUCUCACUAAUUUGGCUACCAAUGCAAAGGUAGAUAAUGAUGGAUUUAAUCUUGAUGAGACACCGACUGAAAACUUCCAAGCUAAUGACUCUGCUUGGAUUCAGGAUAGCUCCCCUGAAGUGACUGAAAUUGAGCCCCAAGCUCAGGGCAAAGUGUUUGUGUGGAAUGACAUGGGUUCCAACUCCAUUGCUGUGCAAGAGCCGAGCAAGCCAAGAAGAAAAAACCAAACUACAAAGCGAUUUGUUUAUAACAUCCCUCCAAACAAUGAACUUCAAGUGGACGGUAACACAAUGCUGCAGCAGUCGGUUUCCUAUCCAGAGGAGGAUGUGCAGUGCUUUCAGGAUGGAGCAGGGACCUCAAAUGAAUUUAAAUUUGGUAUGUUCCCUGAAUCGUGGACAAGAGAAUCUUGGGAAAAUGGAGAUGCAUCAUCAGGGUUAAUGAAUAAGUUAAAAUGUCCUCAUUGCAAUUAUGUAGCAAAGUACAGAAGGACACUAAAACGACACUUACUGAUACACACCGGAGUAAGAUCUUUUAGUUGUGACAUCUGUGGAAAGCUGUUUACCCGAAGAGAGCAUGUAAAAAGACAUUCCUUGGUGCAUAAAAAAGAUAAAAAAUAUAAAUGCAUGGUGUGCAAGAAGAUCUUCAUGCUUGCGGCUAGUGUAGGGAUUCGACACGGCUCUCGGCGCUAUGGAGUUUGUGUAGACUGUGUGGAUAAAUCUCAACCAGGGCUGCAAGAAGCAGGCAUUGAUCCAGUGGGAGAUGCAGAUUUUCCCAGGGAUGAAGAAUAUGAUGACAAUGAUCCCGUAGAAGCUGUCGAUGCUGAUGAUGAUCUAGUGGAUGAUGGUGAAGACCCGAAUGAUUCUCGGUGGUCAGAGCAAAAUGAUCAGUCCCGCUGGGGAGAACAGAACAAUCCAUCUCAGUGGGACCGACCGAAACACCAGCCCCGAUGGGAUGAGUCAGGAGAUGUUUGUAUGACAAUAGAUGACUGACUGCCAACUGGCUUCUAAAUAAAGGGUGCUUCAGCGGGACAGAAAGCUAAAAUUUGUUUGCUGAAACAUAUUGGACUGAAGGGUUACAAAACAUGGUACCGUUCUGGACAGUGGGUGUUGCUGUGAAAACUGUAGGGGGUCAAAUCCUUAUAGCAAAAAAAAACUUUCUUUUGUUUUCCUUUUAUUUUAAUAUUUGCACAGGACUAUACAGAAUCCAACCGUUUUGGUUGAACUAUACAGAGUCCUCACAUCUCCAAUCAGUUAUCAAAGAAAUGUAUUUUUAUUUAUAGGAUAUAGCUAUGUUGGUCCUAUCAAAGCAUAAAAAACUACUAUUGUAAUGUUAUUCAUGUAUUGGAAGAGUUAGAAUGUACAGAUAAGAUGGUGAAUCGAGAUAUGAAUGUGAUGUGACUCUACAGUAGCUGAGAGCCCUCAUUAGUUACUGGCACCUGUAAUUGCAAUUUACCAACAGAACAUUCUGCAUCCUUGUUCUCAAAGGGACUGAUCAUCUUUUAGUUUGCUCCAAUAGGAACAGACUUGGCAUGGGCUACGUUAUGCAGCAUUAUUUAUAUGAAUAUUUAUAUUUUAUAUAUUUUGGUAUAGAAACCUCUUCCCUGUGGCUCCUAAGAAGAUAUAGUAGGCUCCUUAUCAUUUUGUAAAUGUAUCCACCAGUGGCCUUGAGUAAUCUGCAUUGGUGUCAAGAAAAUGGACUCUUGCUCUUUGGAAGUGAACCUACCAUUCAUAUUCUCAAGCAUCACCUUAGUGCAUCCCAUUAAUGUCAUAAAACAGAAUGCAGCUGGCUACCAUUGGAAGAGAGCAGACUGUUGCCAUUGUGGCCACCCAAGCUGUGUACUUUUUAAAACUUGCUAACUUGCCAUUUCGGCUCUUGCUGGAGCAAACUUUGUUUCAAUGCAUGGUUUCCCCAUAAAGCUAAGAUGCAGGCAGGCUUCUGAUAGGGUGUUGGGUGAGUGUUGAUUUAUUAUUAUUAUUUUUUUUUUUUUAUAGAGCAUCUAUAAUGGUUGAAAAGGAUAAAUUUAAGUUAAUUUAAAAGAGCAGUGCUAGCUUUAUAUCACAUUUCCCUUCUGUAGAGUCCCCCUUUUUUGAAAUGAUUCACUUAUUUUUUAAGUUAAAUUAUUUUUUUUUUUAAAAUCACUUAUGUGUAAAUUUCUUCCUGUCAGGUUGAGUAUGCGUUAUUUUUUCCCCAUCACGUUUGGUGAUGUCACGAACUAGAGAAAGUUGCAAAUAUUUAAUCAAUAGGGCAGUUUUAUAAAUGUGUUAGCCAUCAUUUGGGGGUUGCUGAAUACCAGUAGUCCCAAGUCCAUUGAGGCUACAGCAUUUGUUUCUGUUUCAGUGAUAUCCCCCAAAGUUUUGCUGCUUUAAUUCUCCAUUUACAUUCUGUGCGGCCAAUGCCAGACUAUAGCUCUGAAUGAUCCUGUGAUGGAGGCUCUUACAGUUAAUAAGUUGUGAUAAGCGUGCUAGAUUCCAUGCAUUUCUCGCUUCCCUACAGCCUAGUGAUUUAUAUACUGCCAUUCUUCAGCAUAUAUGGUUAGUUAACAUUUCUCGGGUACCAUUCCUUCAUACAAAUGCAUACAAUGUACAUUUCAGUCAUCAGGACAGCAAACAAUGUGAAUGGGUUAGGAUCAGUGCAGACCAAGGGGUUUUUCUUUUUCUCUAUGAACGUCCUGAGUAUUUCUGUUUUCAUGAAGGUUAUAUGAAUUUCAUUUAAAUCCUGGGAAGUUUUCACAAGCUAUUUCUCUUCUCUGCGAGGAUUCAGGCACUUUCUUCAAAUCUAUACAGUUCUACAGUUUCACUUUCUGUUGCUAAUUGAACCCAUUUCAUUUCCCAGGCGCUCUUCAAAAUUCAUGCUCAACCUGGUAGUCACCGGCUGCCAGUUAGGUUUGCGCAGAUUUCUGGCAAACCUAUGAGUACUGUUUAAUGUUGGUAACCGUAUUUCCAGCUUUGUAUCAUUUUUUUCCCUGUUUUUAUAAAAGAAUUGAAUUAAAUUGUGCUAGCGAUUUUGAAAUUUUUAUGUCGACUACCAGGCGAUUCUAAGUGCUCACACUUCUAAUGUUAAAUAAAUGCUUUGUCACUGUCCCUUUUUCUCUAUAGGAUUGUAAUAUAUACAUGGAGAGAAUCAGCAGCUUUUAUUUAUUUAUUUCCCUUUGCAAUGGCAAAAGGGAAAACAGAAUUCUUCAUUGUGGGUUGUAUGAAAAAUGUUGCCUUCAGAAUUAUGAUUUAUUAUUAUUUUUUUAGCUUGCGGGGGGGGGGGGGGGGUAAAUGUAGCCAUGGUACUAUUUGAAUUCCCUUCCCAAAAAUUAGCUUUUUCACACUGAAACUUGAGUGCAGCAAAGUCUACCAGUGUGUCAAUGCUCCCAUAGGCACCUGAGGGAAAAGUCACCAUGGGACAGAAAUUGCAUUCAUUUGCGUGUCCUGCGCUUUCCUAAAUGUCACUGCUGCUUUUAUAGCUCAGCGUUUUGCUGCUAGGUAAAGAAACGAGGCAAUUUAUAAUUUAUCUGUGUAUGGUGCAAGCAGCCCCUCUAAAUUAAGUUUAAUUUAAUCAUUGGAAUAUCAGGAAUUUUUGCUAACUGCAUUUUAUCUUUUAUCUUUUUUUUUUUGAACGCUUAAUACCUCCUGAAAUUUCAAAAAUUCUUUAAGUAAUGUGUUUUUUUUUUUCUGGUGGGGUCCAAUGUAGGUUUAGUUUAUUAAAAGGUGAAAGAAACAGAGUAUUUUAAACGUAAAAAAUUUAUGUUUUUGCUUUGUUAAUAUGUAAUUAGAGUAUAUGUCUUCUGUUCCAACUCCCCCAUCUCAUCUAUUUCCUCUAAGAAUAGCCCCCUGUAGACUUUCAAUAUAUACAUAUAUAUUCUAAUAUAUACAUUUCACAAAGAUUUGCUUUUAUUAGGAACAGACUCACUAAAUGCUUAGGAACUGGACCUGGCUUUAAAUUCUAUUGUGCAUUACUUUUUUCACAAGAUAUAAACUUAUUUCUCUUGAAACUGAAUUCUUUUACUACUUCAAUCAUUUAUGUAUAUUCGAUAAAUUAUGACCAAAUGUGAUGUUAGAUUGCAUACAGUAAAUUUAAAUAUACACUUGGUACACUA